AUGAACGAGGAUCUUCAAAGGGACAACACUGACCUGCCAUUUUUACUGGCAGGAUAUGGAAUUUACCUGAUUAGUGAAGUGAAAGUUUUAUUAGGAGAGGAAAACACAGAUGGCAAUCAGGAAUUAUUUCCCUGUGAAGUCUGUGGAAGACGCUUUGCAGCAGAUGUUCUGGAAAGGCAUGGACCAAUAUGUCGAAAACUCUUCAACAAAAAACGCAAACCUUUCAAUUCCUUAAAACAAAGAUUACAAGGCACUGACAUUCCCACUGUGAGGAAAGCGCCUCAAUCCAAGCCUCAACCCGUGAGGAAAGCUAACUGGAGACAACAACAUGAAGACUUCAUUAAUGCAAUUCGAUCAGCGAAGCAGUGUACACUAGCCAUUAAAGAAGGCCGACCUCUUCCACCUCCACCCCCUCCCACCAUUAACCCAGAUUAUAUUCAAUGCCCAUAUUGUAUGAGGAGGUUUAAUGAAAAUGCAGCAAAUCGACAUAUCAAUUUCUGCAAGGAUCAAUCUUCUCGUCGAGUCUUUGAUCCAGCCCAGACAGCAGCCAAGUUGGCAUCCAGAGCCCAGGGUAGGGUGCAGAUGAGUCCGAAGAAAGAACCGACGGUAACCAGUGCCGUGGGUGCUCUGCUACAGAACAGGGCCCUUGAGUCCACGAGUGUGGUCCCACCCAAACCAGGAUUAGCAGUGGACCCUGCUUCUGGAGCAAAACUCAGACAAGGAUUUACUAAAUCUUCUAAAAAAGAUUAACUCCUAGAGGCCAGACUGGGUCCCUGAAACUCAUCAGCCUGGAUGGCUCCGCACCCAGUAUUGCACCUCGGUACAUGUCUGUUUACACAACUAUGAUUCCUCUUGAGACAUCAUGUGUAACAAGUAAAAACUAGCUUCAAAUUUUCUUAUUUACUUCCUUCAAAAUAUUCAAAACAAAAUCGUUAAACGACACAUUAACCUGUGUGAUAAUGCUUGAUUUAAAGAUGCACUUGAAGCAUUUUUCUAAUUGGACAUUUAAUAGGCUUUUCAAGAAAAUGUUGCUUUGAUAUUAGAAAUUUUUAGAGAAAGUCUUUGGAAUGCUAACAUUAUUUACUUAAUAAGAAAAUCAUUUUUUACUUAGCUUCAUUCUACAUACUGGCCAUGAAAUCCCAACUUUGCUAUUUGCUCCUAAAAAGCAUUAAACUAUCAAUAGUAAUGA
This is a messenger RNA of Pteropus alecto (black flying fox), 1189 nucleotides long. It is a transcript of the gene ZC2HC1B, whose product is annotated as zinc finger C2HC-type containing 1B. The record is from RefSeq and is a predicted model, not a curated record. The coding region runs from base 1 to 750 and encodes 249 amino acids. Lineage: Eukaryota; Metazoa; Chordata; Mammalia; Chiroptera; Pteropodidae. The transcript is spliced from 9 exons.